This is a messenger RNA of Brassica napus (rape), 636 nucleotides long. RefSeq names its product protein kish. Gene Ontology annotation, biological process: protein secretion; intracellular transport. The transcript is spliced from 5 exons. The coding region runs from base 257 to 469 and encodes 70 amino acids. NCBI's taxonomy places the organism in Eukaryota, Viridiplantae, Streptophyta, Magnoliopsida, Brassicales, Brassicaceae. The record is from RefSeq and is a predicted model, not a curated record.
UAAAAAAAAAAGAAGGAAGAAAGGGGUAGAAAAGGAAACCAGAAAAACUCUCGCAAACGUUUCUUCGUCCUCCGUCGUCACUCGAUCCCUCCCUCCCUUCACGUCCCAGAUCGGUUGCUAGAUUCAAGCUUCAACCCCCCCCCUAAUUUCUGUACGCAUCACCAUCGAUUUGAGCUUAACUUCAGGUUUCUAUUCCUUUUCCUCUUUGAUUUUCUGAUUUGAGGAGUUUCUCAAUCUGAUUCAGUGAUCAGAUACAAUGUCAGCUUUGUUCAAUUUCCAUUCAUUUUUGACGGUGGUGCUGCUUGUGAUCUGCACUUGCACUUAUCUCAAGAUGCAGUUCCCUGCCAUUUUGGAGCAGAAGACUGGGUUUCGAGGAUUCUUUUGGAAGGCUGCUAGAAUAGGUGAGCGUUUGAGCCCUUGGAUGUCCGUGGGGUGCUUCAUGAUGGGUGUCUCCAUCAUUUUCUUUUGAGUCUCAACUUCUCUCAGUGUAGUUUUUACCUUCUUUGAGAUACUCAGUUUCCUGUAUGCAAGGGUUUCGAUGAAAAAGAGUAAUAUAUUCUCUUUUGGAUGAUGGGUUUGGUCUUUGUAUUUGGAACGAUCUUUGUGUUAUUUUUAUGUGAAGACUUAUGUCUAUAA